CGAAGAGUGGCAACAGCUGUACUGUGUUGGAUGGAGACCAGACAACUGGACCAGUUUCAUUGUUUUCACUGUCUAUAGCCUUUUGAAAAUCUGGGGCAGCGCUGCCACUUACCAGCACAAUAUGCAGUCAUGUAUUCGUUGCAUUUACAGCCUAAUAGGCUGUAGUAUUAUCAGUGUAAUAGCAGUGUAGGUAACGUUAGCUAGGACAGAAAUAGACAGCUCUCAAGGAACCUGCUUUGUGUGUAGUAAUCGGCAGUUUGCUGUUUCUCUGGGAUGCAUUUCUCCAAGAAAUGUUCCGCCUUCAAAGUGGUGCUGAGUGCUCUGCUGAUAGUGGCGCUCCUACAACUCAUAUACCUGUCCUUCCUGUCCAGGUUUCACGGUAAACAGCAACAGUACAGAUACUCUGAGCUCUUUGGAGGCUCUGGAGCCAAGAAAAAUGCGCAUGCCGAGAAAAACUCGCGGAAAGAGCGUCUGAGGUACUCGCUGUCCACUGGUGGGAUCUUCGACAACAGUGGUCAGUAUCGGGUGUACAAGAACUUGAUAAAAAGUGAUUUCACCACAAACCAGAAACCAGGAUCCGACCCUAGCCACAAUGUCCUGGCGUUAGCCACACACACUACCAUCAACAACCUGCAUCACCUGGAAUCUCUUCUGGAGAGGUGGCAGAACCCACUCUCUGUGGCCAUAUUCGCACAUGGGCAAGAUGUCAAGUUUGCCACAGCUCUGGUCUAUGCACUCAGCUUCUUCUGCCCUCAGAUCCAAGCCCUAGUGGACUUCCAUCUGGUAUGCCUCUCAGGAGAGAUGGCUAGUUUCCCUGAACAGGACCGUGAGCAUUUUGCAGGACUUGAGGACUGUGCCUCUGUGUUCUCCAGGCUGGAGACCCACAGUGAUAAAUACAAGAACUAUGCCAUCAGUGGAAACAUCUCCUACCCCAACAACCUUCUUCGUAAUGUUGCUCGAGGAGGAACAGAGUCCUCUUACAUCCUGGUCAUUGACAUCGACAUGAUGCCGAGUGCUGACCUGCACCAGCAGUUCCUGUCCAUGAUCAUGAAGCGCGAGGCAGCAAGUGAUGAAGUGUUUGUGUUGCCUGCUUUCGAGAUCCGCCACGCCAGGAAGAUUCCUGCCACAAAGGCCGAGCUGGUCCAGCUCUACCAGGUGGGUGAGGUUCGGCCGUUUUAUGAAGAGCUGUGUCCUCGCUGUCAGGCUCCCACCAAUUACUCACAGUGGGUUAACAGCCACGUCAAAGAGACAGGCACCCUGGAGGUCGCCUAUAUGCUCACCUGGGUGGACCCCUGGGAGCCUUUCUACAUCGGGCCCCGCACUGUGCCCCUCUAUGAUGAGAACUUCAAGCAGUAUGGCUUCAAUCGCAUCAGCCAGGCCUGCGAGCUCCAUGUGGCAGGAUACCGGUUCUCUGUGCUGAGCUCAGCCUUCGUGGUGCAUCGGGGCUUCAAAAUCCAGGGGGAGUUCCAUGCCAGGAAAGAUGAGGAGAACAAACGCAACCGGGCUCUGUUCCGCAGCUUCAAAGAGGGCCUGAAGUCCAAAUACCCAUCCUCCCCCAGACGAUGCUGAAAGAUGAUGAGGAUUCUGUAUCCUGCCUGUAUCAGUCUCUAACGAAAUCAGUAUUCUGCUGAAAUGAUGGACGUACAUUUUUCUUAUCCUAAUUUUUCUGUGAUUUCCUGUGAUGAUGGCACAGUAGCAUCUUAAGAUAAUCCAGCUCCUGGCUUUAUUUUAAGUCUCUCUGACAAUGAGCAUGCUCUCCGAGGAUUUCAGAGAGCGUUGUGCUAGUUGGGACUGAAAAGAAGAAACGAUCAUGCAGUGGAAAACUGGCCAGUCACUCUUAACAUUACAGUUUUUUAAUCAAACACAUAUUUAAAACCUAGAUGACACUGACUGACUGACGUUACAAGCACAUGUUCUAUUUUAAAACAUUUUUGAGCUUGUCUGUAGGCAAAAAUAAACACAAAAGGCCUGUUUCCAGCAAAGGAACCUUCCCAGAGGAACAGGAACCUUUUGUGGAACUUACACUAUGUUCACAUGACAGGCCUUGGUGUUCAAUUCUGAUCUUUUUGUCAGAUCCAGUAUUUUUCUGUUCAUGGUUCACAUUCAUGUAUCCAGCUCCAGUGUGAACAGAGGUCUUAAACUGCCAUGCAUGCACAGAACAACGUCAUUUGUGCAACGGUCAAAUCGCACAAUUUCCUCACAGACUGUUGGGUUACAACAUGUUUCCUCCAUCUUGGCGUGGUCAGAAUGUGAAGUGUCUUCAUCUCUCCACUGACCCCCAUUGCUGCUGUUGCUGUCCUCCAUGUUUAUUUUAACUGGUCUGUGAAACCUAACGCAGACUGAUGACAACAGGCGCAGAGUGAAUCAGUGGAAAACCCACAUGAAUUCUGAUCUGACCGUUCUGACAGAGGUCGCACGGUCAGAGAUGGGAUAUGAAUUGCAUCUAAGACUACAUAUGCAAGUGGCCCAGAUCUGAUUUGAAAAAGAAAAAAAAUAGGAUUUGCUUUGUUCACAUCUGUGAAAAGAUCAGAUCUGAGUCACUUGAACGGGGUAAAAAUCUGAUUUCAGUCAGAUUAAUUCAGUUUUAUUUGUAUAGCGCCAAAUCACAGCAAAAGUAAACUCAGGACACUUUAC
Molecule: messenger RNA, 2634 nt
Organism: Monopterus albus (swamp eel)
Lineage: Eukaryota; Metazoa; Chordata; Actinopteri; Synbranchiformes; Synbranchidae
Gene: b4gat1
Product: beta-1,4-glucuronyltransferase 1
Exons: 2
Coding region: 274-1569 (431 amino acids)
Biological process (GO): protein O-linked glycosylation via mannose
Cellular component (GO): Golgi apparatus
Molecular function (GO): glucuronosyltransferase activity
Source: RefSeq, a predicted model, not a curated record